AUGGGCAACUCCAUUCAUCUUCCUUCAGAUUCCUUCACCCCUCCGGCUCCGGCCACCGUACUCUCACCGGAGCAACAGUCUGAGUUAGCGACCUUCACCUGUGAGAUAUGCAUAGAGCCCACCCUUUCACCAGAACAGAGAUUCAAGAACAAAGACCUCUGCACUCAUCCUUUCUGCAAAGACUGCAUUACCAAAUACAUUCAAGUCAAGGUUGAAGAUGACAAUAUAGCCUCGAUCAAGUGUCCUGGCUUAUGCUGCGAUUACGAUCUAGACCCACUUUCCUGUCGUUUAAUCCUCCCCAUUAAACUUUUUGAAAAAUGGUGUGAUUUCCUCUGUAAGGACACCAUCCUAGGGUUGAAUCAUUGUUAUUGUCCUAAUCAACAAUGUUCGGCUCUAGUGGUAAACGAAUGCGGAAGGGACUUGAAGAGAUCGGUUUGCCCUAAUUGUAAAAAAACCUUCUGUUUCAAAUGCAAUACAUUAUGGCAUGCUGGUUUUUCAUGUGAAGAAAGUGGAGCUACGAGGGAUGCAAACGACGUCGCUUUUGGGAUUCUUGCGGAGAGGAAUGCAUGGAAGAGGUGCCCUAGAUGCAGACAUUACGUUCAGCAUUCGGGAGAUGUGGGAUUAACUUCUGCUAUAAAUGUGGAUUUAGGAGAUGCAAAUGCAAAAUACACGCUCAUUGUUUCGAUUUGA
Molecule: messenger RNA, 690 nt
Organism: Impatiens glandulifera
Lineage: Eukaryota; Viridiplantae; Streptophyta; Magnoliopsida; Ericales; Balsaminaceae
Product: E3 ubiquitin-protein ligase RSL1-like
Exons: 2
Coding region: 1-690 (229 amino acids)
Biological process (GO): protein polyubiquitination; ubiquitin-dependent protein catabolic process; positive regulation of proteasomal ubiquitin-dependent protein catabolic process
Cellular component (GO): ubiquitin ligase complex; cytoplasm
Molecular function (GO): ubiquitin protein ligase activity; zinc ion binding; ubiquitin conjugating enzyme binding
Source: RefSeq, a predicted model, not a curated record